GGGCCGGGCCUCAGCGCGGCGCUCCGCGACCUGCGCGCGCAGCUGGAGGGCACGACYGCGCGCAGCACCCUGCAGGCCGAGGACUGGUUUCGCGUGAGGCUGGACAAGCUCUCCGAAGUYGCCAAGGUGAACACGGAUGCCAUCCGCUCGGCCCAGGAGGAGAUCAGCGAGUACCGCCGCCAGCUCCAGUCCAAGACCACCGAGCUCGAUGCCCUCAAAGGGACCCAGGAGUCACUGGAGAAGCAGAGGCAGGACUCGGAGGAGCGUCAUCAUGCAGACGUCCUCUCCUACCAGGAGACCAUCCAACAGCUUGACAGUGAGCUGAGAAACAGCAAGUGGGAGAUGGCAGCCCAGCUCCGGGAGUACCAGGACCUGCUCAAUGUCAAAAUGGCCUUGGACAUUGAAAUCUCUGCCUACAGAAAGCUCUUGGAAGGGGAGGAAUAUCGGAUUGAGUCUGGCUUUGGGAUGAUCUCCUUCCCAGAGGUGCCCCCCAAGGCUCCCAGCAUCACCACCAACAUCAAAGUGAAGAGUGAGGAGAAAGUCAAGGUGGUGGAAAAAUCAGAGAAGGAGACUGUGAUUGUGGAAGAGCAGACAGAGGAAAUUCAGGUGACUGAGGAGGUGACAGAGGAGGAAGAGGCUGAGAAGGAGGCUGAAGAGGAGAAAGAAGAGGAGAAAGCUGAAGCAGAAGAAGAGGAGGCAAAGGCUCCUGAAGAGGAGGAGGCUAAGACCCCAGCUCUGAAGUCCCCAGAGAAAGCUGAAUCUCCCAUAAAGGAGGAAGCCAAGAGUCCAUCUAUCAAAUCCCCCGAGAAACCUGCAACCCCUUCAAAGGAAGAAGCCAAAACCCCAACUGUAAGAUCUCCCGAGAAACCCAAAACUCCUUCAAAGGAGGAGGCCAAGAUCCCGGCAAUUAAAUCACCUGAGAAACCUGCAACCCCUUCAAAAGAAGAGGCUAAAACCCCAACUGUGAAAUCCCCUGAGAAACCUGCAACCCCUUCAAAAGAAGAGGCCAAGAUUCCAGCCAUCAAAUCCCCUGAGAAACCUGCAACUCCUUCAAAAGAAGAGGCCAAGACUCCAACUGUGAAAUCCCCUGAGAAACUCGCAACUCCUUCAAAAGAAGAGGCCAAGAUCCCAGCCAUCAAAUCCCCUGAGAAACCUGCAACCCCCUCCAAGGAGGAGGCCAAGGUCCCAGUCAUUAAAUCCCCUGAGAAACCCACAACUCCCUCCAAGGAGGAGGCCAAGAUUCCAGCCAUCAAGUCCCCAGAAAAACCCACAACCCCUGCAAAGGAGGAGGCCAAGACCCCAGCUGUGAAAUCCCCUGAGAAACCUGCCACCCCCUCAAAGGAGGAGGCCAAGAUCCCAGAAAAGGUCAAAUCUCCUGUGAAGGAGGAGGCCAAGGCUUCUGAGAAGGAAGCAGCCCCAGCCAAGGAGCCUGUUCCUUCUCCUCCAAAGGAGGUGAAAGCCCCCACAAAAGAAGAGCAGCCCAAGGAGGAAACGGCUCCCUCCAAGGCCCGAGUCGAGGAAGGCAGGAAAGAGGAGGCCCCCCAGGCUGCCCCGGCCAAGGCAGAGGAGAAGCCAAAGGAGAAAGUGGCACCACAGAAGGAGCCCAUUAAACCCACAGAGGAAGGGAAGGCCGAGAAGGAAGCUCAGCCGAAGCCUCCACAGGAACCUAGCAAGACAGUCGAGAAGCCAAAGGCUGCGGAGAAGAAGGAGGAACCAAAGAAGGAGAAAGCGGAGCCCAAAAAGGAGCCAGAGGAGAAACCCAAAGCGGAAGCUAAACCCAAAGACGAGCCCAAAGCCGGCAAAGAGCCCGCCAAGGCCGAGAGCGCCGGCAGCGCCGAGGCCAAGGCGGGUAAAGCCCCGGAGCAGGCGCCUGCCCCGGGCAAGAGGGGCGAGAAGUGAGCAGAGGCCGGAGCA
Molecule: messenger RNA, 1914 nt
Organism: Nothoprocta perdicaria
Lineage: Eukaryota; Metazoa; Chordata; Aves; Tinamiformes; Tinamidae
Gene: NEFH
Product: neurofilament heavy
Exons: 4
Biological process (GO): axon development
Cellular component (GO): axon; neurofilament
Molecular function (GO): structural constituent of postsynaptic intermediate filament cytoskeleton
Source: RefSeq, a predicted model, not a curated record